UUGAUGGGAUUAACACAGCCUUUCAGAGAGCUGUUUGAAACAUCUUCAUUAUGAUUUUUCAAGCUAUUUUUGAUUGCUUGGACUUUACUGGUUGGCUCCUGUUUGGUUUUGCAUUGUUGCUUUUGACUAAUGUGAUCAGAAACUGGAGGCCUAACAACCUUCCACCUGGACCAUGGGCUCUGCCUUUUCUAGGAAAUGUCUUCACCGGAGUUGACUUCAAAACAAUGGAGAAGCUGGCUCAGGAGUAUGGGCCAGUGUUUAGCUUGAGGAGAGGCAGCGAGAGGAUGGUGUUUAUUUCAGGACACAAGAUGGUCAAAGAGGCACUGGUCAUCCAGCUGGACAGCUUCGUGGAUCGACCCGUCGUUCCUCUCUUCCAUGUUGUCUUCAAGGGCCUCGGCAUCGCACUGAGCAAUGGCUACUUGUGGAAGAAACAGAGGAAGUUUGCCAACACUCACCUGCGUCACUUCGGAGAGGGCCGGAAGUCCCUGGAGAAAUGUAUUGAAGUGGAAAGCAACUGUCUCUGUGAAGCGUUCAAAGAGGAACAAGGAAGACCCUUCAACCCCCACUACACCCUGAACACUGCAGUCGGUAACAUCAUCUCCUCUGUGGUGUUCGGGCAUCGCUUCGAAUACAGUGACGAAAGCUUUCGCAGGGUUCUUGAGCUUGACAAUGAGGCCGUUCUGCUCGCUGGUUCUCCUCAGACUCAGCUGUAUGAUGCCUUCCCUGGCUUGUUUAAGUACCUGCCAGGGCCUCACCAGAAAGUCCACGCCAACUACGCACAGAUCAAAGAGUUCCUGAGGAAGGAAAUUGAGAAGCACCAGGAGGAGUGGAACUCUGAAGACCCUCGAGAUUAUAUAGAUGUAUACCUGUCUGGGAUUGAGAAGAAUAAAGAUGAUCCUCUGGCUGGCUUCAACAUUGAAACCCUGCUGAUUUGCACGCUUGACCUGAUCGAGGCCGGGACGGAAACAGCCGCCACCACUUUACGCUGGGCGCUCGUAUACAUGAUAAACUUCCCAGAGAUACAGAAGAAAGUCCAAGAAGAGAUAGACAGGGUUAUAGGACAGUCUCGUCAGCCAACUAUGGCCGACAGACCCAACCUGCCCUACACUGACGCCGCCAUCCACGAGACUCAAAGGAUGGGUAACAUUGUUCCGAUGGGAUUUCCCAAAAUGGCGAGUAAAGACACCACACUGGGAGGAUACUUUAUACCCAAGGGCAUGGGUAUAACUGCACUGCUAUCAUCUGUGCUGUUUGAUAAGAAUGAGUGGGAGACUCCAGACACCUUCAAUCCCGACCAUUUCUUGGAUGCAGAGGGUCAGUUCCGCAGGAGAGACGCCUUCUUGCCAUUCUCAGCAGGUAAACGUGUGUGUUUAGGGGAGCCCCUGGCCAGAAUGGAGCUGUUUGUGUUCUUUACGUCUCUCCUCCAACGCUUCACCUUCUCUCCUGUUCCUGGAGAAAUGCCCAGCUUGGAGGGUGUGCUGGGCUUUACCCAUUCCCCAGACGAGUUCAGGAUUCUCGCAACACCCCGUUGAUGGCUCUCCAUCUCUCCAGCUUCCAUCAACCCAUCCAAGACAGAGGCAUCAAUUAGCAGGAUGUCCACAGUCUUCUUGCGGCCACAAAAUCAAAGAUUUGUAUUUGUAUAAUUGAGUAAACACAUCAAAGGUCCGUCAUUUUAAGUUAAACAAUAAGACAAUGAUUGUAUAUCGAAACUUGCAAUUGUAAAAUACUGAGAAUGAAUUGACUACUAUGUGAGUAUAAAUAGUAAAAUAACCACAAUGACAAAAUUCCCUGUCGUCUGGGUCUUUGGCUUGAGAGCACUCAAUGACUGUUCAUUGGUUCUUUUAGCAAAUUGAAGCCAUGAUUUCCACAGUCCACCCACAGCCGGGCUUUUUACAGUUAUUUUGAAUGUGAAAACAUGUUUUGUUGUUUAUAAGCAAAACUUAACCGACACAACUUUAAGUACCGUUUUACCCAAACCACUGCUCUCUGUUGUUUUUGUGUACUCAGUAGUAAGCCUGAAUUAUUCAUUACAUUUUUCCGUUCGACAAUGUAUUUGCACUGAUCACUGAUGUGAGAAGCUUUGAUGUACAGGUCCUUAGGUACUUCAGUAACAAGCUCACUUUAAAUUUUGAUAAAUCUUUAUGGACCAAUAAUACAUAACAAGCAGCUCUUUGAACUUUACAUCUCUUAAUGACCCCUAAUCUAGAUAAGUUGGUUGUUAAGUUUCAACUUUUACUUACUUAUAUAACAGUGAUUCCACAACUCCCUUAUCAAACUCCAACUUCAAUAAUAAAUAAUUAUUACAAUUUCAAAAGGGCCUCCGCACUGUUGGUGCUCGUGCCUUAAUAAUACCAAUGACACAAACCCCUCAGAAAAAGUUGUUGCCUAAAUUAAUUUUUGUUUUUGUCUAUGCUUUGUUUCAAAAAUACAUAAUUUCCCCUAUCACUUUCUUGUAAAAGAUCAUAGUUCAUGUGAUUCAAAUGGCUCCAAACACCUACACAAAAAACAAAAUCUUCAUUCACCACAAAUGGUUGCAUCUCCCCCAUAUUUGAAUAAACCCCCACAUUCUCAUAACUGCUUUUCACAAUAAGAAAGAAAAAGGACAGAAAGUUUAAAUUACUUCUUAUUAAUGAGGGACUUGGAGAGCGCCGGUCACGGAUGCAAGAAUUUCUCUUCUUCUCUCCUCCCCGCCGCUCUCCAAGACGUCCUCCAUUGCUCCACUUCUUUCAUCAACGAAACACCGGUCUGGUCAAGAAUACUUUGUUUGCGGGAUCUCGCAAAAGUUUCUCGGGACUUUCUCGCGAUCUCACAAAAGUUUCUUGAGAGCUUGCAAAAUUUUCUCAGGAUCUCACAAAAGUCCGUCCUUUUUUUUCACCCAUCAUUUUUUUUUUUCGUGUCCCCUUGGGGGCUCCGUAGUGCACUGAAACUAUUGUGUUGUGAAAUAUUCCUUGUGUUUUGAAAAUCAAUUUCUACCAUUUCUAAGAAACUUGAGAUUUGUUUCAUGAGCUUCUACUUAUGGGAUUUGUCUUUCAAUAUAUUCAGGUGAAGUUCAACAUUAAACAUCAUUAUUAAUCUCAAAAAAGUUUGUGAAUAGCACUACUGCUUUAAGCCUCCUCCCAUCUACCCU
Platichthys flesus (European flounder) is the source of this 3127-nucleotide messenger RNA. Its product is annotated as cytochrome P450 2J2-like. NCBI's taxonomy places the organism in Eukaryota, Metazoa, Chordata, Actinopteri, Pleuronectiformes, Pleuronectidae. The record is from RefSeq and is a predicted model, not a curated record. Gene Ontology annotation, molecular function: oxidoreductase activity, acting on paired donors, with incorporation or reduction of molecular oxygen, reduced flavin or flavoprotein as one donor, and incorporation of one atom of oxygen; heme binding; iron ion binding. Bases 51 to 1532 code for a protein of 493 amino acids. The transcript has 9 exons. Gene Ontology annotation, biological process: xenobiotic metabolic process. Gene Ontology annotation, cellular component: intracellular membrane-bounded organelle; cytoplasm.